AUGACACAGACAAUUUACUCUCUGUCUUUGUUUCUUCGCUCGCAGAGCAAAGCCUUUGACGGUCUCGUCGAAAACCGAACACUGGCGACGAAGCCAAUAAUUGACGCAAAGGAUAUGACUCGGCGCAAGCAACGGAUAAUGGAUCAGCGUUGGGACAUGGCUAUUCGGCUGGGGAAGGUGCCCCACUUGGCGGACAUAUCAAAAAGGCCUGACAGAAAUACGUACGGAGUCAACGGAAUUUCUAUAUUUUCGCCAUUUUGUCCCGAGCGUUGUCUUCCAGUGAGUUUUCUGUGAGCGUACUUGGCCUUUCCUUAUUUGAAGACUAUUUGGUUUAUAAAAUGAUUAAAAAGUAAGGCUAUAUGCGAACACAAAAAUAGCAUCAGAGAUAGAAACGAGUCAGUAUGCGAAGGCAAUGAACUCAUAGGCGUCCCUACUUGCCUUUUUUAAAAAAGGACUGCAAUAUCCAAUGUCAAACCACAUUUUCGAAAAUAAUGCGGUUAGUAUCUCAUAAGACAAGCUAUAUAUUGCAUAUAUAUGCAUAUAUGUAUAUGGCAUUUGGCGAGGCAUUGAUGAACUUCGAUUCGACGAAGUGCUUAUGAUCCAUCUGGUAGACCCCAGUGGUGGACAAACUACGCUAGGUGUGUCAAUGCGCACGUUUGUGUUUCUGGUCUCAGCUGCUGGUCAUAGUUAUGAAUGGCUGAAUGAAGGCAGAAUAAGUCCGAAAUAAUACUGUAUCAAUCUACCCACGUUCUCUGUCGUCCCUCCUCGAUAAUAUUACGACUUGACCGCCUUCGGCCUGGUAGUUUAUAGCCUGUUCUUGACGUUUACCACCUAUACGGAGCUUGUUUACUUCGGGAAGCCAAUAAAUCGGUGUGCGCCCAUUCUUGAUUGAUUAUGUAUGUCCCGGAGACCUAACUCCAUGUCCUGCACUGAAUAAUUUCUGAAAUUAUUCACGUGAUUAUUCUCUGAAUUUCAUGUGCUAGAAACCGCAUAGGGAACGCUGGGGGAAGCCGGACCCCUCGCAGCUGUGUCUCACGCAGAUUUAGAAUGGCGGCGAAACACGUGUCUGGACUUUUAGCUAAUAUCUCUGUCUUCAGUACGGUAUAAUACCUUCUGGGCUUGCACCUUCGAUUCCAGGUUGUGCUUAUUCCAUUGCCCUACGAGUGUCAAUCUAGGGCCCUUGCAGGCAGUCUGGCAGCGACCAGAAGUACAUACUGAUGAAAUGUAUCGACAGGGACGCAAUAGGCUGGGAAACAAUAGGGGAUACGGGGCAGUUUGUCACCUAAAUGUACGUGCAUUUCUCAACCUCUGUGCACAACAAGGCGUCUAGUGUGAUAGAAGAGAUUAAAAAUCUUGUUUCUAGAAAUCACACUGUGAAUAAAAUCCAAGUAAAACCCCUGACUACUAUAUUUAACCCUGCAAUUGUCAUUAGACUGUGAGCUCCGGGUGACUGAAUGUCUCCAGCCGGUCGCUCUCCGUCCACUUAUGCUACAUCGUGUCUGUUGUUAUGGAACACUCUGCGUAAUAAUAAUUUGUUGGCAUUUGGCCAGAACUCAAAGUCAACUGAAACAUGCCGUUCUUGCCGAACCUCUUUGAGGGCGUACUUCUUUCAGAAGAAUCUGGGGUGUAUAUCCGGUGAUCUGACAAGAGAUCGACUGUCAUGCCCGACCAUGUUCAGCGUGUGCUCCACUGAUAGAUGAGAGCGGGCACGGUGACUUGCGCAUGAAUUAGUUUAUAGUGAGAGUAGCUUGCGCAUUUCCCAUCGCACUCUCUCCUCCCCACCUGGGCCCAGUACAAAGACAUAGUCAAGAAGACCAGAAGGGGGAGAGCGCCUGUGGCUGGAACGGCCGGGCCCGCACUUAGGCGUACCACCACACCCCCUGGUCCACAACAAAAACUGGACCAGGAUCUUAAUCAGCAACAAGAGCACCACAACGGGUCAGGGAAACACGGAUGUCUGGGCCACCACGCACGUUACCGGUAUACCCAGCGAGAACCCAAACGCAUCUACCGCAGGGGACCAGAAGUCAGAGAAUUGCCAGUGCAUACCAGGCUGCGAAGGCUGUGGUUUGCUGAUCCUGGUAUAUCAGACGCUUACAGGCAUUUAAAACCGUUCAUCAAGAAAGUAUAAGGGUCACCCUUAUCCAGAUUUCAGUCAACACAUUUUUCACUGUUAGGUAUUGCGUGACAUUCAAUUCGCCAGUUGGCAGACUGCUCUAAUCCCACAGGAUGCAGUAAUACGCAACUUAGGGUGGCAGGUUAACUUCCUCUCAGAAUCACGUUUCCGCAGUUCUGUUCGAGGGUUCCAGCGGCCACAGCUCAUUGGCGUACUUUUCACACGCCAAUGGGCCAUCAGUUUUGACAUCAGUGGACUUUAUACUGAACUUCGGCAGAUGGAACCCUCAUAGUUUCUUCAUGGCACAACGACGGGUCGACUAACUUCCAGGCCAAGGCUGCGAGAUGUUGCGAAGCAGUGUGCCUCUAAUUAGACGCUUACGUCAUGCUACCUUUUGGAGCUUUGACAGCCAGAAACUUCUGAUUUAUAAGUGACAACAGAAAAAUGCCCCUUUCUACCUGUGUACGUGCAUAAAUAAAACGCAUUGUCAUGCCGAUUCCAUCGUGCCUGCAAAUCCAGAAGGUGCCUGUGAACUAGGAUUUCUGCCCAACUACUGAGGGAUUUUUGCCGUCAAAACGCAUCAUACCGACGCUCUUUGCAAGCAAAAACUCAAGCAUCUUCAAGGAUGAAUGUGCGUACCUUGAACCUCAAAAAAUCAUAGCACGCAUGAGAAGAUGACUUUAUCUUUGCAUGAAGAGGGCAAUUUUUGGUCAAUCCACCGGACCGCAUUCCCAAGGCCCCAAGUCUGAUAUGGAGAAAUAAUUGUAAUGUGAGGUGAUACUACGAUAACUAUUUUCAGCCUACCUGUCGUCAUCCAACCAAAGCCAAACCUACACGUCUACUUCGCCUUUGCUGAUAGCACCUUAGAUUACUAGCUGCACGUCUGUUUCAUUCCACCAAUGAGGGUAUAUUCGCAAACGUGUAUAACAAGGAUUGAUUUCGAAAAAAUCCGAGUAAAAGCACAUAUGUGGUCACAAUGCACUAGCCUAAAAGAACCAAGCCUCUUUUUGUGGACACUAAAAACUCUGAAACGGUUGGCAAUCAAGUCAAGCUAGGUACUUCACAAACAGGCCGGAAAGAGAAUCAAAUGUUGCAGGAAACGUGACAGAAGAGCAUCUCGCAGACGUUUCUGCCGUACUAGGAAGGCCGACUGACUACCAUUUGCGAUCUCAAGGAGCUGUCACGGGCUGUCGUAGUUUUUGUCACGGACUGUUUACCUCGAACACACUUAGAAUUACAAAUUCAGUUGGCCAUCGAGCGUAGACUACGCCCUUGAAGCUGCACUGUAUUCUGAGACUGUGGUUCGUGAAUUCGGUCAACUUCAGCACAGAAAUUUGACAUUAUCUGGUUUAUCGCUCUGGAUCUGCUGGACGAUGGACUAGCCGUCGUGUGCUCCACCUCAGUAACCGAUAACUCCAUGCGGUUAGGUCUAUACAUAGGCAGGAAAAAUAUCACCCUACCUUAGGGGCGUUCGGACGGUUGCUGGCAGGUCACCUGAUCUGACGAAUAGAAAUAUCUGUCGUGUGCAAACUGGCGUCGAUAUGAACUCGUUGUAACAUCUGAGGCUCGGACCCACGACCGGUUGGUUAAAAUUCCAACGCUCAAAUACUGAGCCACAGGCUCGCUGUCUUGUCAGUUGCGGUCUGGUUUAUUGACAAUGGCAGAGGAGCACUUACCGCUUGCGUCGGGGUUAAGUGCAGUAGGUGGGCUAACUCAUAGAAUGGCAACCGAAAUUCUGAAAUGGGAGGGUUGUUAAACUUACAUCAUGCAGCAUAAUUCUAUAAUAACUCAGUUAACUAAGGAUGCCGGCUUUAGAACAAAUGUGUUUCCGACUGCAUGCAAAAACCAUGCUCUGUAAAAAAUAACUGCCUAAGUUGAAUAUAUUUUUCUUGUUGAUUUUCAAUGACCCUCAAAAUCCAAUUAUAUUUAAUGAAAAACAUGCAUAACAUAUUCAUUCACUUACUCAUUCGGUAGAAAAUUAUGUCCUCCUCCAAUUUCAUACUCGAAGAAAGGGUAUAUUUCGGUUUUAGAAAGAUUCUAAUUGUGAGACUUUUAAUACUGUGAAAUGGCCGGUCAUAAAACGCCACGUCUCUGCAUUUACCAAUGUGUCUUGUAAAGGUAACAAUAUGCCUCAAAUCCACUGUUAAAUUUUAUGAACCCCAUAUGGGUUCCUGUUAGUGCCGUAGAUAAAUAUAUGGUUUUCCAUACGCGGAAGAUAUAAGGCUUGUAGUUUGGGAAUCCGAAUGCAAGUGUAACGGCGGGUCGGGGUGCAAAAUUAUUCGGGAAUUAAAAAAGUUUUUGAAACCGAAUUAAACCCUUCUUUCGAGUGUAAAAUUGAAAGAAGACGUAAUUUCUACCGACUGGGCAAGAGAAUGAAUACUUUAAGCAUGUUUUCCAUGAAAUAUAGUUGUAUUUUUGAGAGCAUCGAAAAUCAACGAGGAAAUUGCAUGCUACUUAAGUAGUCCGUUUUUACAGUGUGAUUUUACAUGCAGUCGGAAUGAAGUUCGUUCGAAACUCGGCAUCCUGAGGUAACUGAAUUAUUAUAGAAUUAGGCUGCAUGAUGAUUAGUUUUACAACCUUCCUUAAGUAAUUUUUUCGAAACGAAAACCCAUUUCGGUACUCCGGUUUACAUUUCCUGAGUUGGCCCACCUACUGUAUGGCUGAAUGAUGACAAGUAAUAAGCUAGAUGUGGUCAUUCCAGUCCCCCAUGUCUUUGUCCGCAACGGUUAUUCGGUCUAUGAUACUAGCCGCCUAGCGGCUGCUGGUAGGCCUCGAGAUUGACCUCUAAGGCACAAGGGGAAGUGUAUGUCCCGUAACGCGAUCAGUGAACGCCCCCCUCUACCAACCCUGCAAUACGUCCUAGCAUGGGCAUGGCGCUAAGUCAACGGCCCCGCCCUAACUAACCGCCCCUUGUCACCAUACAUGCCUAUUAGUGGAGCACAGCUGUGAGCGGUGAGAGUGAACAAGUAGGGGAAAAACGAAACGUCUUAUUUGGAAACAGACUUCGGUAGCUCCAUUGAGGAACUGUUUACCAGUCGGCGUGGUUAAAACGGGAAGAGCAAAAUGUCACAAAAACGCGGCUGACAGCGUAAUAAAAAGCAUGUGCUUGUAAGAACAACCAGUUGAAUUUUAGUUUUGAUGCUCCAGUCUUAUUACACGGGAAGCCCUAUCAGGGAUUGUAUGAUCGAUAGUCAAAAGCAGGCAUAAGUGCGACGAAAAUCAGGGCGAAGUGGAUGCAGCGAAUUCGCAGUAGUUAUACCAGAUGGAACACAAGAUAUGAGUAAUACCUAAAAAACUUUAAUCAGCUAAAGAGCGCACGAGAGGUAUCCCUUACGCUGAAGGCGUUCUUUUUUCAUAAAUUGGAAGAAGCCAGGAGCGUAGUAAAAGAGGAGGGAAAGGAUGCAAACAUCUAAGGAUUGCCUAACUGAGGCCCGCGGGGUGUGGUGGGAGUGUAAGCAUCGAGUUUCCGAAUCUUGUUAAAAAGGCGUUCGACUUGAACAGAUCGUAAGGGAUUAGAAGACGGAUCUACAUCCAAAGUAUUCGAGUGAUGAAACUUCGUUGGGAAAUGUCAGUAAACCCAGAAUGGGGGGUUUAGUGCAGAAUAAUACAUGAUAAAAGCAAACUCUAGCCCGAUGUUUGGUGCGAAGGGCUAGAAUGUUUGCUAAGCGGACAACAUCGAGCGGAAGCCUAGAAAAAUCCAUGAUUGUUUCAAGAAAACAGGUAUCCUGACAGGUUUAUUGCAACGAAGGUUUCCGAGAAACUGGAAUAAACACACCGUACUGACUGCCGAGAAGAAAGCGCUGUUCCUCAAAGUCCAUUUUCAAGAGGACGAUGCGAGUGAACUCCUAAGAAGUCGCCUUAAUCAAACUGUUCCAUGAACCUCUCUAGCAGCAAAGGCUCGAAUAUUUUUCCCACUAGGCCCAUUUUAUGCGGAGAAGGUAAGGAUAGGUUGUUAUCCCAGUGUGCACCUCGGUGCGCAUCUACCUCUUCACUUGCUCCUUGGAGCAGGUUAUUUCGGUCGCACGAAUCGACGCCUAUCCAAGAAAAUACAACCAAACCCCCAGCAUGGCUGGAAAAAGGCAAAACUAGGCGUAUAAACAGCGCUAUUCUCGUACUCGUUGUUGAUUCUGGGCAUCGUGUGGACCCCAGAGAAGCUUUUUGCGUGGUGGCUACGAAAGGAUGUAGGACCCACAACUAACUUGAGUUGGUCUGUGGAUUAUGUCAUACGGUGAAUGGUAGUGGAGGGGGAUUUACGGGCCGGGCAACACGCAGGAUGGAGUGGAAGAAGACACGGAGAAUAGAUAAAGUUCUGCCGAAAAUCUUAUCGUUCGCUAUCAUCUGGCAAAGAAAAUGAGCGCGAUAGUUAAAAAUUAAACAAAAAGCAAUUUUUAAAAAAAUAACGGACUUUAAACAAAGCGCCGCUAAUAAGUUCGCAUUCGAAGGGAGAGAAAUUUCAAAGGGAACGGUGAAUAAUAGGUGAUGUUAGCAAUCACACUGAAUUUUAGAGUAUAUUUUUGCAGGUUUCAUCUGCUUGUGGGUCCUAUACCCUCGUAACCCGCGUGAUGUAUAAGGUCCCAUCGAUCUGCCCUAAGCUACUGGACCAGCGUCUGUUAGCAACACCGGAAGCGACCGCACUCAGGUUACGAAAGCCGACCAUGUACACUCGGAAGAAUCUCGUUCAGGCUCCGCGCUUACCGUGGUGCAAGUACACUAAGUGCAUGCAGCUCUCUUCGAACCCUUCCGUUCUCACCCUCCACUGGAAUGAUUCAUAUCCCACCCCCCCUCCCAUAUUUUGUGUUUUAAGACGUACGUUAAUCGAUUCCUCUAAUCACUGAGGUGUUUUCGCUUCUACCCCUGUCCUAUAUAAGUGUACUGGCACGACGUGAAUUCAUCGGACACAAGCGUGCGUUCGCCAACUAGUCUUCUGAAUACUAAAUCGUCCUUCAGCUGUUAAGUAGACGACUACCCUCUGGUCACCAUAUUGUCGUCUGGUCCGAGUUUUCCUUCAGGAAGUUGUACAUCAAAACCCACUUUUGAUCGGAGACGAGGGCUAAUGCCAUCGGUACGUUUAACGCGUAAGAUGGUACCGCUAAAUAUCCCAAGAUUAUUGGAAAAGGUGCAGACCCAUGGUCACCAGUCUAAAAAGUGAAUUCAGCAAAGAAAACCCAUCUGAGAGAGCCCAACUCAGGUGUUUUCUUAAGAAACAGUAGGAAGAACGGAAGAAUGGGCAAGGAAUGUACAUACGCGUGUGGAACAACUCUUGUCUGCUGGAGCAAAGUGAAUCACCAGAGGAGCGGCCUCCAAGGUAGUAGGCUAAGCUUUCCAGUAAACUCAAAGAUAUGAUGGACAACUGAUUGCACAGCAGGAAUUUUGAAAAAGGGGCCGUUUGAACACCACGAGCAUUUAUUGAAUGAUGUUUCAUUCUCAAGUAGUUCCAUUUUCAAUUUUUUGAAAUAAUUCGCUUCUUUGUAACAUACAGGGAGUUCAAAGGUUCGACAUCUACGUCACCCUGAGAUAAACUGAACCGAAUUUAAUAAGAAAUGUGAAAAUGAGUGAAAGCUGAGCAGAGCAGGUCUUAAGGGGAAGAGAAUAGACACUGCUAUUACCGGCAACUGUUAAGUCACGGAUCCCUGCAGGUACUUCUGGCUAGGUUUGGUUCUACAGUCCCAAUGGAUUGAUACCAUAUGGUUAGCUUAUUAAAACAAUAUUAGUUAAUAUACCUAACUUAUUAAUUCGCGGGUAAAGAGAGCGCAAGUAGAGCUUAGAGCCCGCACAGGGAAGCUAGUGGAGGUGGUGUGUACAUACUCCCCCGAUACAACCCCGCGGAUUAAGGGGAUACGGGGGGGGGCGCAAUCACAACUAGAAGGCCACGGAAGGAACCGCAUGAUAAUUCGCGGUUCAUGGUCGCUGUAGUUCCACACUAUCCAGACAAUUCCAUUAUCAAGUCUACUUGACCACUCGCCGGGCUAAGAUAAUAAAGAGGGCGCAAGCAGGGAACACACAGGGAAGCGCGUGUGAACUGAUACGUGAAGUAACCGAAGCUAGCGUAUAAUUACUCCUCCACCCGUGGCACUGUCACUCGCUGGAUUAAAAUGGUCAACAAGAUGCAAGUAGGUGAUGGUUGUAAAGUCAGCUUAUUCACAUCUGUCAAAGCUUUUUUAGAAAGCUUACCGUAUGGUAUCACUCAGGUGGGGCUUCAGAACCAAACCUCGCCGUACUUCUCGAAUACAGUCACUGACAGUGGAAAGAAAAUGCCUAGUUUGAAGAGAAUCGGCAACUUUACUGUAAAUCUAAUGACCUUAUUUCGCAGGUGAAAUUAAGACUGCACAAGUCAGUGUUAUUUAUUGGCCGGUGAGGCGUUUAUGGUUUCUCCAAAUCUCGGUGAAGAGAGGGAGAUGGGGAAAAAUGACUGACACAUAAGGAAUUCAGUCUAUUUGUAUAAAACUUUCAACUUCCAUGCUGUUGCGCAAGUUUGGCAUGCUGUGACCAUCUUCCCGUCAAACUAGAAGUUUAAUUUGGAUAAAAUAAAUUAACCCGACUGUGGCCAGAACAGUCUCGGGCAGAUAACGGGGGCCAAUACUGCGUUUGAAAUCGUUGGAAGGUAGGUAGGUCACGAGUGAAUGUUCGAGAGUUUAGGAACAGCAAGGCUGAAACAGGCAAUAUAAUUCUAAAAUCAAGCGAAUAUUUUGGGGAAGCCGAUUUUUUUCCUCCUGCUUGCUUAGUAAUAAAGUAUUUUUUUGAAAGACAUGUUAAUGAGGCUCUUUUUCAACGUAAAAGACCCUUGACAAUUAGGUAGAGCAUUGUUGGGUGGGGUAUCGUGUCGGGUUUUGAGAUAAAUUUAAAUCCUCGAGACAUGAAGGAAUCAGGGUGCGGCAGUGUGCCGGAAUAGGCACUCCCGCGUGCUAUGGGUGGGCUUGCGCCAAAUUUGAGGAGGGGGGCUUACGGUGAGGGUGAGGGUUAGGACACGGAAAAACGUACCCUCUGUGACUUGGCGCCAGGCCACCUGUAGAACUGUCUUGUUCUUACGUUCAUCCGCCGUGCACACAGAUCCAUUAGAUUUAUCCUGUCAUACACAACGAAUAGGAAUGUUGACCUAGGCUGCGGUAACGGCAAUUUCGCAGAUACAGGUGACCGGCACCUUCAUUUCUCUUCAACUUCCAUGCCUUCUCUCGUGCCAAAGGACCCCGCCAUCUUCGUGCCGCCGGAUGAAAUUACCGAUGAGGAGGUUGAGCUCUACCAAAUGACUGAGGAGGACAUGGAAAUGCUCACAAGACUCAUUGCCUUGGAACAGGAAAUGAUGCUCAGUCCAAAGGCCGCAAACCUGCCAAUCACGUAUCACGCGGCUGACGUACUUGCUCGGUGA
Molecule: messenger RNA, 9479 nt
Organism: Spirometra erinaceieuropaei
Lineage: Eukaryota; Metazoa; Platyhelminthes; Cestoda; Diphyllobothriidea; Diphyllobothriidae
Source: the annotation of a GenBank genome assembly